AUGCAGCCUUGGCAACCUCCCUCGGUGGGGGUAGUUAAAGUCAAUUGGGAUGCGGCGAUUGGUUCUAAGGUAGGUUGGUUGCGACUGGGGAUAAUAGCUCUGAAUUUCCAGGGUCAUUUUAUGGGAGCAAAAUGUGUGAUGAAGCGUGUGGUAGUUGAUCCUAAAACUGCAGAGGCAAUGGCUGCUUUUUGGGCAAUCCAAUUUUGCAAGGAAGUAGGCUUUUUUGACGUUCUGUUUGAAGGAGAUGCUGCACAGGUUGUUGCGGAUAUAAACUCAAAGAUUUCCCAUCUUUCAAAGUAUGGCCAUUUUGUCGAAAGCAUCCGUUCAGAGAUUCAGUUCUCAAGGUUGGCAAAUUUUGUGCAUGUUCACAGAGAAGCUAACAUGGCGGCUCAUGUAUUGGCAAAACAUGCGCCGAUUGGUAAGGAGGAUAGUUGUUGGCUUGAAGAUAUUCCUUUGUGUAUUUCUCAUAUUGUUUGUUGGGAGCAAUUGUUUCCCUAG
Messenger RNA from Alnus glutinosa, 498 nucleotides. RefSeq lists its product as uncharacterized. The coding region runs from base 1 to 498 and encodes 165 amino acids. The transcript has a single exon. The record is from RefSeq and is a predicted model, not a curated record. Gene Ontology annotation, molecular function: nucleic acid binding; RNA-DNA hybrid ribonuclease activity. NCBI's taxonomy places the organism in Eukaryota, Viridiplantae, Streptophyta, Magnoliopsida, Fagales, Betulaceae.